Molecule: messenger RNA, 1523 nt
Organism: Coffea arabica (coffee)
Lineage: Eukaryota; Viridiplantae; Streptophyta; Magnoliopsida; Gentianales; Rubiaceae
Source: RefSeq, a predicted model, not a curated record
AUGGUUCUGACAGGGCACUCACUCGGUAGAAACAAGCUAGAACAACUUCUGAAACAAGGAAGGCAAUCAAAAGAGGACAUUAAUUCUACAUACAAAAUUAUGCGUAGGGUAGAAGCAGAAGAACUUUCACUUGAUGCUGCAGAACUUGUUAUUACAAGCACCAAGCAGGAGAUUGAUGAACAGUGGGGACUAUAUGAUGGAUUUGAUGUAAAGCUUGAGAAAGUUUUGAGGGCCCGUGCAAGAAGAGGGGUCAAUUGCCAUGGUCGCUACAUGCCAAGGAUGGCGGUUAUCCCUCCUGGGAUGGACUUCAGCAAUGUCAUAGCACAAGAAGACACAGCCGAAGUCGAUGGUGAACUUGUAGCACUAACCAAUGGUGAUGGUGCUUCACCUAAAGCACUCCCUCCAAUAUGGUCAGAAGUAAUGCGGUUUCUCACAAAUCCCCACAAGCCAAUGAUUCUAGCAUUGUCAAGACCAGAUCCAAAGAAAAAUAUUACCACACUUGCAGCUCAUUAUGCUGAUGCUAUUGGUCCCUGCUAUGGAAUUCCCAAUUAUUGUGAUGUUUGGAUGGAUAAACUCCGAUGUCUCACUGUUACAUUUGGAAGGUCUUUUCCUGUGCUUGCGACUUGGUAAAUGGGAAGCAGGAUUAGGUGGAACUGGCUACUACGUUGCUUGUAUUACAGGGGAACCAGUGAAAGAUUCUAAAACUUCCAUUUCUGUGAGUGUUGGAGGUAUUAAAUGCUCGAUUGGGAGUCAGUAUGUGUCCAAUCAGGACUUCUUAGAGGAUGAAUUAAAGGUCUGGUGGUCCAGAACUUUGAGGAAUGGUGGGAAGAUUCCAUCAACGGAGGAUUUGGAAACGAAAUUGAGACAGAGAAUCAAAUUAGGCUUCUAAAUUCUACACUUAAGACCAGUAGCAUAGCAUCACCAAGCUACAGUGGGUUUCUUGCGCAAGUUUUCUGAUUUGGUUAAUUAAGGCAAGUUUUUCGGUAUUCAUUGUUGGUUUUGACAUUUGUUUUAACUUGAGCUGAGAAAGUGCGAAUUCAGAAUAAAAGCACCCUUGGGGUAAGCUGAGAAUAGCUGAACAAGCAUGUAGUUAUUGUACAUAGAAAACUAGUUUGGAUCCUGUUUGAAAACUAGAAUCAGUAGUGGGAAAUUUUAACCAAUUGCUUGGCUUCCAAGGUCGCCUAGUCUUAAAAAUGGUUUUCAGACUGACAAAAUACUGGUUCACAUUAAUGCCUCAUUUCUUGUGUAAUUAUGUGAAAGGUUGGACUAACACACAUCCAGAUCAAAAUAUCUGAUAUUAGAACAAAGCCACAAGAAUGUUGUUCUGGUCUGGGCGUAGGGUAUAUCAUUUAACUACUAAGGCCUAGGAAAAUAUUCACUAUCAAUUGCCUGAGCAAAAGAAUCUCUAUCUGGAACUAUGUGUGUGGAUGACAACUGGAAAUUAACAGCAUCCAUAUCUCCACCUUUGUAGAUGUGUUGGUCCAUUGCUUUUAACUAGAAUGAAACAACUUGACUUCAAAUGA